Messenger RNA from Poecilia reticulata (guppy), 1372 nucleotides. It is a transcript of the gene tspan6, whose product is annotated as tetraspanin 6. The record is from RefSeq and is a predicted model, not a curated record. Gene Ontology annotation, cellular component: plasma membrane. NCBI's taxonomy places the organism in Eukaryota, Metazoa, Chordata, Actinopteri, Cyprinodontiformes, Poeciliidae.
GCUUCCUGUUUGAGGCGUUUAAAGGGUGGCUGCUGCUACCUUGACGUAUGAAAAGCCGUUUGUCCCUUCAGGAAAGUGAUUCUUGGCUGUGAACCUAAACUCCAGCAUGUCGCCUCCGUCUCGGCGGCUUCAGACGAAGCCAGUGAUCACCUGCCUGAAGACUUUCCUCAUUUCUUACAGCCUCAUUUUCUGGUUCACAGGUGUGAUCCUGCUGGCUGUCGGGGUUUGGGGGAAGGUCAGCCUGGAGGCCUACUUCUCCCUCGUCGCUGAGAACAGCACCAACGCGCCGUACGUCCUGAUCGGGACCGGAGCCAUCAUUGUUGUCUUCGGGCUGUUUGGCUGCUUCGCCACAUGCCGAGGAAGCCCAUGGAUGCUCAAACUGUACGCCAUGUUUCUGACUCUGGUCUUCCUGGCCGAGCUGAUAGCAGGAGUUUCAGGUUUCAUCUUCCGUCACGAGAUCAAGGAUAAAAUCGGCAAGGCUUACGAGAGCGCAGUGGAGACGUACAACGGCACAGAUGACAAGAGCAAAGCAGUCGACACCCUGCAGAAAAAGCUGCAUUGCUGCGGCAUGAAGAAUUUCUCUGACUGGGGGAAAACGCACUACUUUGAAACUCACGGGAUUCCUGAGAGCUGCUGCAAAACCAGCAGCAACUGCACUAAAGAGAACCUGAAAAACCUGGGAAGCGCUGGCACAGUGGUGUUCCCUCAGGGCUGCUUUUCACUGGUGACCAGCAUGUUGGAGUCCAACCUAGGAGUUAUUGCCGGCGUCUCCUUUGGGAUUGCUUUCUUCCAGGUCAUUGGGAUUUUCCUGGCCUGCUGCUUGUCUCGUUACAUAACCAACAACCAGUAUGAGAUGGUCUAGCAGUCACCUGUCACAGGUGACUGCUGGGCAGCUGCAAACUGAGCUCAGAUUUUAAUGUUGUAUAAAUGUCCUAGUUUCAGUUUUAGGGAGCAAAACUGGCAGCUUCUGCUUUUACUGUCUCACCAGCAGAGCGAACGCGUUACAGGGACGACACCUGACCAAAACAAAGGGACCUACAUGUUUCUGUUACUCACUCCAGUUUGGCUGUCAUUAUGUAGUUAACUUAAUAUUUGUGUUUUCUGUCCUUCAACUGCCUUGUUUUUCACUAAUAAGCUUGAUCUAGUGUAUAGAAAAUCUUCAGCGCCACUUGUGUCUUUACAUGUGAAUCUAAUGGGAGACGGAGAGAUCGCUGCUGUGGAUGAAUUAUGUGGAAGAGAAACGGUGUGUGGGCCAGUGCUGAUGAACAGCAGCCAUUAUGUGCCAGUCCAGCCGCUUCGAUGACUCUGUGUUCAGUGUUGAUGUUCUUUGGAUGCAUGUGGAAAAAAUAAAGAUGAAAUCUGGUAUCUUUGA